Lolium perenne is the source of this 756-nucleotide messenger RNA. RefSeq lists its product as uncharacterized. The record is from RefSeq and is a predicted model, not a curated record. Gene Ontology annotation, cellular component: extracellular region. NCBI's taxonomy places the organism in Eukaryota, Viridiplantae, Streptophyta, Magnoliopsida, Poales, Poaceae. Gene Ontology annotation, molecular function: serine-type endopeptidase inhibitor activity.
CAUUAGCCGCGUUCAGAUUGAGAUAGAAAGAGCUACAGGCCAGGCGAAGAAGACAGACUCGUGCAAGCGUAACAAAUCGAAGGGAGAUGGGGAGAGGAAGAAGCCCGGCGCCGUUGUUGGUAAUCUUCGCCGUUCUACUCGCAGCUCUUCCUCACCUCGCCGAAUCCGACAGCAGGCACCACCACCACCACUCCCAUGUCCAAAACAGAGGGCACGGCGGAGGAGACGGAGAUGAUGAGCAGGUGUCGCCGACCAAGGAGGCGAAGAGGGAGUGGCCGUGCUGCGACAACUGCGGCGGGUGCACCAAGUCGAUCCCGCCGCAGUGCCAGUGCAUGGACGCCGCGCCCAGCGGUUGCCACCCGGCGUGCCGGCAGUGCGUCAGGUCCGCCCUCAGCGUCGACCCGCCCGUCUACCAAUGCAUGGACCGCAUCAAAAACUUCUGCCAGCGGCGCUGCAACGCCGUCGCCGCCCACUGACCCGAUACCCAACCAACCGGCCAACUGACCCAACGCCCACCUACGGCCACCGGCGACGAAUCUUCAGCAUAUGCCGCGCCUUCUUGUCUCGGUUCACUGACUUCGUCUAGUACUCUACUUCCAAGCUAAAGAAAAGGGUUGGCUUGUGCAAAUUGAUCAGCGCUUCAAAGUUGAUUGACAAGAUUGUGCCGUCAGAUAAGUCUCGUGAGUUUUCGUGGGCGAAAAUGUUUUGCUCUACUACUACCUGACAGAAAUUCAAUAUUCAGUCUGAAUUUGUUGA